Rhizophagus irregularis DAOM 181602=DAOM 197198 is the source of this 763-nucleotide messenger RNA. The record is from RefSeq and is a predicted model, not a curated record. Lineage: Eukaryota; Fungi; Glomeromycota; Glomeromycetes; Glomerales; Glomeraceae.
AACAACAAACUCUACAUUUACAUCCUAUCGGAAAACCAAUGCCGAAUCGACGCGGUAGGAAACCAUUGGCGACCAUGCCUUCGGGUAAAAAGCACGUUCAGAACCUAACCAACCAAAGAGCAUUUCGUCAACGUAAAGAAAAUUCUUCCAGGUUAAUAAGAAGUGAUGCUAUAAAGAAUGUUAAUAAUAGAGAUCCAAACACACAUUAUGGUGGGAUUGUUAAUUCAGCAAUGUAUCAAGCCAUAAUAGAUAAUCACACGAUUUAUGAUGAAAACAAAGACGGUCCUUGUGACGUUAUUAUGAACGAUGUAAGUCAAAUAGAUCUUAAUGACAACAUCAAUAAUUCAUUAACGUCAUCGUUAAGAUCGUCACCUUCAUCUAAUGCAAUUUAUAUUCGUGCUUCAAAUGAUUAUUCUACGACUACUUCAAAUGAUAUACAGCAAUUACCCAAAGAUUCAGAUCUCUUCUGUGAGCCAAUUACCACUUCGGAUGAACGAAUUUGGAUAGCGUCUACAAGUCCAACUACAACUUCUCCAUUAUAUCCAACAUUUGUCGCAAGCAAUCCGUCUCAAAAUACACGCGAAAAUGGUCCUACCUUCCCACCAUCUCAAGACACUGAGCCACAAUGGAUUCAACCUUAUUUCUCUCAAACAUCAACUGCCAUAACAUCAAAUCACCAUCGUUUAAAUUUAAAAUGGAUUUUAAGUGAUGCUCCGAAUGAAGAAUAAAGUGUCGGUGUAUAACAAGGACUUUUUUUUUUUUU